Molecule: messenger RNA, 1269 nt
Organism: Hippocampus comes (tiger tail seahorse)
Lineage: Eukaryota; Metazoa; Chordata; Actinopteri; Syngnathiformes; Syngnathidae
Gene: myl9b
Product: myosin, light chain 9b, regulatory
Exons: 3
Coding region: 1-522 (173 amino acids)
Molecular function (GO): calcium ion binding
Source: RefSeq, a predicted model, not a curated record
AUGUCGAGCAAGCGCGCCAAGGGGAAGACGACGAAGAAGCGCCCCCAGAGGGCCACCUCCAACGUGUUCGCCAUGUUUGACCAGUCUCAGAUUCAGGAGUUCAAAGAAGCCUUCAACAUGAUCGACCAGAACAGGGACGGCUUCAUCGACAAGGAGGAUCUGCAUGACAUGCUGGCCUCUUUGGGCAAAAACCCGUCUGAUGACUACCUGGAGGGCAUGAUGAGCGAAGCACCGGGACCCAUCAACUUCACAAUGUUUCUCACCAUGUUUGGAGAGAGGCUCAACGGCACCGACCCAGAGGACGUCAUCCGCAACGCCUUUGCCUGCUUUGACGAGGAAGGGUCUGGUGUCAUCCACGAGGACCAUCUGAGGGAGCUGCUGACCACCAUGGGUGACCGCUUCACAGAUGAAGACGUGGACGAGCUCUUCCGCGAGGCGCCCAUUGACAAGAAGGGAAAUUUCAACUACGCCGAGUUCACCCGCAUCCUCAAACAUGGCGCCAAAGACAAGGACGACGAGUAGAGGAGAAAGGGGGUGCGACCACCCACCUGCCUCUGCCCCCCCUCCCCCACACACAUCACCACUCAUCCAUUUCUACGUCCUACUUUUAUGAAGUAAUACAUGUCAUAAAAUUUUAUAAAGUUCGGGGAUGCAUUUGCUUGUAAGAUUCUACCUUGCAGGUUUGUCAUGAAGAAGUGUUGCAUCUUAGCUACUCAUAGCUUUGAGAUGCUUUUUACACCACGUGUGCAAGCAGCGAGCUGAUUGGACGGUCAGAUGCAAAAUAUCAGAAAUGUUUACCUCUUCCUGCCAUUUAGCUAGCACACGUGCAAAAAGAAUCACAAGCUCCCAAGUUGGUUUGUGACAUUUAAAUGGAUCAAGAAGUAGAUUGUUUAUUCCUUUCUGACAAGGGCGGGGGAACCUCUGGCCAUAGAGGCCUGCAAGAAGAUUUGAAGCAAAAUCUCAAAGGAGCGGUGAUCAAAAAAAUGUAAUAAUUGAAACCCAUAAAGCAAUGAUAUGUAGUAAAAAUGAGUCGCAUAUUUUGGCAUGAUUUAGUAGAAGAUAACUGAAAUGGCCCCUGUCAGGAAAUGUCCCUCCACCUUUUUGUAUGACAAUCAAAUGUGGGCUGUGCAGGUAUGUGGACUUGAUGGAGUGGGAUUGAAAGAGUUUGUGGUCAAAACUCCAAUUUCAAAAGCUGGUUGUAUGCAAUUGAUCAGGAUCAUGUGUGGUGUAGAAUUGUGAAACCGCAGGUGGAAUUUGCUCAGGUGAAGA